Nasonia vitripennis (jewel wasp) is the source of this 788-nucleotide messenger RNA. It is a transcript of the gene RpS27A, whose product is annotated as ubiquitin-40S ribosomal protein S27a. Lineage: Eukaryota; Metazoa; Arthropoda; Insecta; Hymenoptera; Pteromalidae. Gene Ontology annotation, biological process: protein ubiquitination; translation; modification-dependent protein catabolic process. Gene Ontology annotation, molecular function: structural constituent of ribosome; protein tag activity; ubiquitin protein ligase binding. The coding region runs from base 263 to 733 and encodes 156 amino acids. Gene Ontology annotation, cellular component: cytoplasm; ribosome; nucleus. The record is from RefSeq and is a predicted model, not a curated record. The transcript is spliced from 4 exons.
GUACGUAGGCUCAGUAAUUUAUUUAAUUUUAGAAAAUUAGUGCGUAAAAAAGGCUUGUUCCAUCCAAGCUAUUGCUUAUAUUGUAAAGAAAAAUUCUAUCCAGCAAAAAAUAUAUAAAUUCUCCCUUAUUCCACGAGAAUUUCCCAAAAAUACCCUUUGACACAUGGCACGUUUUUCUCGGUCCAAGUGUUUUGUGUUCAUAACCUAACAAUAAUCACAAGUGCGUCGGACUGCGUGGUUCCUGAUCGAGGACAUACUCAUCAUGCAGAUUUUUGUUAAAACAUUAACUGGCAAGACCAUCACUCUUGAGGUCGAGGCCUCUGACACAAUCGAAAAUGUCAAGGCCAAGAUCCAAGACAAAGAAGGAAUUCCCCCGGACCAACAAAGAUUGAUCUUUGCUGGAAAGCAGCUGGAAGAUGGAAGGACCUUGUCCGACUACAAUAUCCAGAAGGAAUCCACCCUCCACCUUGUGCUUCGUCUCCGUGGUGGUGCCAAGAAACGCAAGAAGAAGAAUUACUCUACCCCAAAGAAGAUCAAGCACAAGAAGAAGAAGGUCAAGCUUGCUGUCCUCAAGUUUUACAAGGUUGACGAAAACGGAAAAAUUCACCGUUUGAGGCGAGAGUGCCCAUCAGAGCAGUGCGGAGCUGGAGUUUUUAUGGCAGCGAUGGAAGACAGGCAUUACUGUGGAAAGUGCGGAUACACCCUUGUCUUCAACAAGCCUGAAGACAAAUGAAUACAGAGCAUUUAAUCUGUAUUUACUUUAUAAUAUAAUAAAUUAAAAAAAUUUA